Babjeviella inositovora NRRL Y-12698 is the source of this 793-nucleotide messenger RNA. It is a transcript of the gene SDC1, whose product is annotated as Sdc1p. Lineage: Eukaryota; Fungi; Ascomycota; Pichiomycetes; Serinales. The transcript has a single exon. The record is from RefSeq and is a predicted model, not a curated record. The coding region runs from base 215 to 634 and encodes 139 amino acids.
CGUCCAGCUGCACUUCGUUAAAAGGGUCCAUAUUGUGUGUGGGAAGACGGAUAGCUAUUUGUUAAAUGGCAUUCUUGGUCAUCUGUCUAUGGAGUCUUCACAGUUACUGUACAGAUGUCUAUUCGCGGUCACGGGUCUACGCUGCGGCCUUUCCAUAUUUCAGUGCAGGUCAAACAAACACACAUAAGGCCAUAUCUGUCUUUACCACACCACAAUGAGUACUACGCCGGAAAAAACGCCCACUUUGGCCUCUAUCGAACCUGAGGGUGUCAGUUGGUCCCCUGAAGCCGACGUGAAGAUCAAGGAAGUGACUCCGGCCGAACCGGUGAGCACUUUGCCGCCGAAGCUCGAACAGUCUCGCACGGCCACGCCGAUUCCACAACAAUUGACCACCUCCAGUGUGGACACGUCGAGCUCGAGCCAGCCCCGCAAAAAGAUCAAGCUCCCAAGCGACCUCAGUACGGUAGAAGUGGUGGGCGGCUCGUCUGUGCGCAAGUGGUUGAACGCAAACUUGACGCCGCAUCUCUUGGAGGGCAUGCGGAGGUGUGGUGAGGAGCAGCCCGAGGAGCCGUUGAAGUUUCUCGGCGAGUUUCUCCUCCAGAAGCAUGAGGAAUUGAAAGCCAAGACAGAGUAGCCAGCGACUCAAAGUAUGAAAAUUAUUCUCAGUAUUAUACAUGGAGCUAUUUGGGAUAACCAUUAGUGACAAUAGCUGGAAAGCAAAGGUAUUGGGUUCAGAAGAAAUAGGUACUCAAAAAUACGCCCAAAUCAGAUCAAUAUAUGUUUAUAUUUUAUA